AUGGCUGUUUAUUGUAUAAGAGCUGUUAAUAAACAGUCAGCAAUCACGGGAACGUUGUGGUAUCUGUCCAAAGGGCGACUGUACGCCUUGUGCGUAACUGUGUUUAUCGUGUCAUUCUGCCUGGUAGCACACGUGCUGUACAUGAGGUACCUGAAUGACUCCACCUUAUGCCUGGAAAGCUACCAUGAUGAUGAACCAAUUAAUGUUGACACCUUGAGAGAAAAAAUUAAGCUUCCUCAGACUAAGCGGCGUCUGCCCCAGUGUUUGAUCAUCGGCGUGCGGAAAGGCGGCACAAGGGCGUUGUUGGAGUUCCUCAACAUACACUCCAUGAUUCAGAGGUCAACGGACGAGAUCCACUUCUUCGAUAACGAAAGGAAAUAUAAUAUGGGUCUGGAGUGGUAUCGCCAGCAGAUGCCUUAUUCAUUUGCCGACCAAAUCACUGUAGAAAAGAGUCCCGCCUAUUUCAUCACCGAGGGCGCUCCCGAGCGAAUCCGAGCCAUGAACGAAAGUAUCCGACUUCUUUUAAUCGUACGCGAACCUGUAACUCGACUCAUUUCGGACUAUUCUCAAUUAGCCGCAAACAAAGCCAAAAAAGACAAAUUCAUUCGACCUUUCCAAGAUCUAGUGUUUCGAGAAGAUGGCACAGUCAACACUGAUUACCGAGCCGUAAGGGUUAGCAUGUACUCCCUGUAUAUUAAAAUGUGGCUGAGCGUCUUCCAACGGGAUCAGAUUCUAAUUAUCAACGGCGACCGAAUGAUUCGAGAUCCUUACCCGGAGAUCUAUAAAACAGAACAGUUUUUGGGCUUAGAACAUCGAAUCGGAAGGGAAAACUUCUUCUACAAUAAAACAAAAGGCUUUUACUGCGUUAGGAAUUACACUGUGGACAAGUGUCUCAACGAAAGCAAAGGCCGGAAACAUCCGCCGAUUGAUCCAGAAAUCAUUUCCAAACUGAGGCAGUUUUAUGCCCCGUUUAACCGUGAGUUUUACAAUUUAGUAAGACAAGAUUUCGGCUGGCCUGAGGACUAA
Limulus polyphemus (Atlantic horseshoe crab) is the source of this 1026-nucleotide messenger RNA. Its product is annotated as heparan sulfate glucosamine 3-O-sulfotransferase 1-like. Lineage: Eukaryota; Metazoa; Arthropoda; Merostomata; Xiphosura; Limulidae. The coding region runs from base 1 to 1026 and encodes 341 amino acids. Gene Ontology annotation, molecular function: [heparan sulfate]-glucosamine 3-sulfotransferase activity. The record is from RefSeq and is a predicted model, not a curated record. The transcript is spliced from 2 exons.